AUGCAGGAAAUCAUUACACUAUCGAAGAAAACAGAAGCAAAUUCCUUUCCGCACUUAGAGAGUAGAACCAGAGAUAUAAAAAGUGCAUAUGCCGCGAUACGAGGGUUGCCCUACGUCAAUGAAGAGGGGAUUGAAGUGGGAUCUCCACUUAACGGUUCUCACUGUGGUAGCGUCGAUAGGAGGCAAAGCCAUUCUUCAGUUAAAUGUAUUAUGCACUUAGCCGUGCUCGCCGCGCACCGCACCUUGCUGCGCGGAAAAAGUCGGACGACAAAGCUCAAAGUGUCUAAUGACAGCUCGACUACGGUCGGCGCGGUCGCGGCGACGGACGCAAGGCGUCCGCCCCCAGGAAAAGGUUUGCGCUCCACCGAAUCCUCCUCCACCUCAUCGAACUUUUCGAACUUACCAUCAUCUCCCCGUUCAGACGGGCGGAGUUUAUCUGGGCAAUUUUCGAUGCGUGUUUGGUUAAGGAGCCUCUCUGCAAACAAACCCGACGCGCAGCAACCGCACCCUGGGCUACUGCAUCCUUUGGUCGCCCUUCAAAUCCUAGGGAGCCCACAGUUCAACGACACCUUGUUGACUUCUUUUUUGGAUGUUUUCGUCCUACAUCAAUCGUCCAUUACGGGUGGGAGAUCUGAUGAGGGCUCUGGGGCCCCGCGCUACGGGGAUCCGCUCUCAGGCGACCGGGCAAGGUCCAUUUCGGAAACCUUCCCAGUGAACAUCACGCACGUUGAAAGCGAUGUUUUCCACGUUAUAGUCGAUGCAUCGCACCCUUCCCCAGUUCAACACCUCCUGGAUCUAUGGAAAGGCAGCUGCUUUAGCGAUCUCGAUGGUUCUGAAUUUUUCUUAACGCCGUUGAUCGAGGCGGAUGGGUUUGCUUCGGGCACGACGAGGCCGCCUUCGCUGCUGGACAGGUCGUCCAUGCGGGCGGUGCAGCGAACGACGGAAUCGGGUGAUGGUGAUCGGAAAGUUGCCGCGCAAGCGAACCCUCAGAAGCCAUGUCUGAUAAAAGGAGCAAUUUUGAAUAGUAUGAGCAGCCCGAAAGAGCGUAUGCACAUCUCGCGCUGCUUAUCGGUAUCCUAUUCACCCCCUCUACUCGACAACACAGUUACUUUUUAUGGCUCUCCCGCGACGUGGUAUCGGAAUUUCCGUAUCCAACGCGAAGCUCAGCAGACGCCGCGCAAGGAAUGCGAGCCCGCCAUCUCCUUUGUGAUGGAUUCCGAUAGCCAAAGGGUGGAGUACUGGAAGAGGUACUGCACCGCAACCGCAUUGUAUCUUGCCAUGGUGCGUGCCGGCGUAUGCGAGGGCGACGGCCUGCCGUUUCUCGCGAUUCAGCUGAUGAGCUGGCGUGAUUUACUCGCUGAAUCGGAACUUCGAACUCAGCUGAAGCGACUGGAGGGAACUCAGCAGGAUGCCCUCGCACAUUUUAUGUUAAAGCGGUGGAAGGAGUGCCCUGAUGAACAGAUCCUAGUAGCCAUUACGCUUCCUGUUCCCCUAAAAGGAAAUGUAAGGCCCCUAUCCGUCGCUGUUCGCGAAGCUGGAUAUUUUAGCCGGGAAAUAGUUCCACCUCCCCCUGUGAUGACUUCACAUCAGCCCUUCACGGAUUCUGAGGUGUUUCAGCUUUUUUAUAUCCAACUGGUUUUUCGCGCAUUUCUUGAUAUCCGCUUUCCCUCCCUGGGCGGCGGCGGUGGUGAUACGACGCGCCGCGAUGAGUCUGAUUCAUGUUCUUUCAGGCGACUUCGGCCCGAUCGCGUAGGAGUUCACUACCAUGCAAAGCAGGGGGUUGCAUUUAAGCAUCCUGAAAUAUCAGAUUUGUGGCUCUUCUUCCCGGAGCGUUCACGGACGUUGGUGUUUUUGGAUAUGAAGCGAGCAGUGAUCCCGCUCUACGCCACCAGUGAGGAGCUGGAGGAAACCACCCGGCUCCCCCUUUUCGGUGCCACGUCGGAGACCCUCUGCCUGACGAAGUUUGGUUACUCCAUCGUCGCAUGGGCAGCCACGCAAACUGUGGAUUCUCCGCGAACAGCUACCGCUAUUUUACAUGAAUUAUUCAAUCAGUUUAGCCCAAGAUACGGAUGUCAUCGUGAGACCGUCUGGAGGGCACCUGUCCCUCCCCGAAUUUAUCGAUGCUCUGCGAAGACCCUUGCGAAGAUGCAGGGAGCGAACUUACACUUUGCCGAUUUUUUUGUAAAGGACGAGACACGAAAUGAAGCGACGCAUUUAAGCUGUGAUAAACCCUUUCAAGCCCCCAGCUUACAAGGGCAAACACCUAACAUACAAGCAGAUGACCGUGUGGAUCACGAUAUGGCUUUCAGGGAUUCAAAAGAACCUUUGCCCUCAAUAGAUGACAGGAACAACUUUUCACCGCUUAAGCCGGAUGCGAGGCAACAAAUGGAGUGGAUUGGUCAUGAGGACGAACAGAUCAGUAAGCAGAUGUUUGACCUUUCAUUGAAAGGAGAUGCAUUCGAUAGGGCUUUACUCACCCCGAGUGAUCUAAUUAUACGUGGAAAAGAUGCAGAAGCCUCAGACGGGGGUGCUUUUAUUGAAUCGCAGCGCUCUCCCACCGUCAUGGGUGCGAUAGCUGCUUCCAUCCCGCAGGAGAGCGUAAUUUCGCGCUGUCGGCGAUAUGCGCGGGAGGGGUGUGUUUCCAUCUUCUAUGGACCUAUCACUCACAUCCAGAUAUCCACGCAGCUUGGCAGGGGCGGAAGCAGCGUUGUGUUUCGUGGGUUUUAUCACCGUCAGGAUUUCCCCGUGGCGAUUAAAGUAUUCGUCAUGCCGGACGGCGUAUCCCACGAGGCGUACGUGCAUGAAUCGCUCACAGAUGUUUUUUUUCUUGCCUUAUUGAACCAGCUGGAGGAUCAAAAAGUCAUGAAAACGUGCAGAAUGCAUGACUUUGUCAUCAGCGAGGUUCCACCAAAAGGGUUGGGCGUGGAAGAUCUGCGCGCGAUCUGCCGCGGCGGGGAUUUGCGCACGACAAAGCUAUGCUACCUUGUCAUCGAUUUAAUGGACGGCACCCUCGGCCGAUUUCUGAGCGAGCAGGAUGACGGCUACGAUCCUUUUUACGAUACGCUCGAAAACAGCGCCCUGCGGGAGGCGGAGUUGUUUCAGUUUCUCUACACCCAGCUCAUUAUGAAGUACAUCUUCGACUGGAAGGUGCUUGAUGUCAUGCUGAAUGGGCAGCUCCGAGGGGAUAAUAUCGGAUUUCGCUACGUUUCUUCACCUAAAGGGGGGAAACCCUCAGAUUCACUUCAUUCUGCGUCCUAUCAAGGCAUCCUCGUGGCGUAUCAGAUGUUUCCAAACGCAGAAAUUCGCUACCUGCGCUUCUCGGCAGAUCUCGAGGCCAACACAACGACCAUUUCGGAGCCGCUGCGCUUUAUUUUGUUCUUUGACGUUGCGCAGGGCAUCCAGCCAGACAUCGCGAAGCUUGUGGAGGGAAAUCUUAUUGGGGAGAGUGUACUAAGCUCGUGUUUAGAGGAUGACGGCCUUGGACGAUAUUGGCCUCUCGACCAGCUUUAUUGCCGCAACGUAGCGGUGAGCGGAGCGUUGAGUGAGGAGGUGGUUGCUUGGGGAAGCAGGUUGCGCAUCAAUACGAAAUCGGACGCAUUUGAUGCGCUCAACAAGCUUUUCGAUCUUUACUAUCCGAAGUACGGGAUUGAUGAACCGACGGAAGAGAUGCGGCGCACACACGUCUUGUACGAAUGGAAUGCGGAGGUAAUUUCCAAUUUGAGCUCCUUCCACCUUUUUCUUCCGGAUGAUUCACGCUCUCCCCAUGGCAUCUGUGGUGUGGGAACGCUUUGA
Phytomonas sp. EM1 is the source of this 3792-nucleotide messenger RNA. Lineage: Eukaryota; Euglenozoa; Kinetoplastea; Trypanosomatida; Trypanosomatidae. The record is from the annotation of a GenBank genome assembly.